ACAGUUCAACUUCGACCUCUUCAGUGUCUAACUUUCGAAUCUAGUGUUUACAUCUAAAGCUUUAAUUUCCCAGAAAUUACCUGUUACAUAACAAAGUUUUGUUUUUAGCGAGACAUUGCUAAUGAAAGUCCAUAAUUUUGGAUCAUAAAAAUUGUUCUUAAAGAUUGAAUUUUGUGGAAAAAGUGUCUACGAUGAAUAAAGAAGAAAGUGACCAUCAAGAAGAAUCAUUUCUCAACCUCAAGAAGUCAAGUGUCAGCAUCUUCGGUGCCUUUAAAGAUGCCUGCAACACUAGACCAUCAUCUGUAAACACUAAUUCAAACUUAGAAUCCACAAAUCAGGAUAAUAAAACUAGUUCUAGAGACUUCUCAACAUAUCUACUGAUGGAUAACGAAAUUGCACAUCGGCAUCGGACACAGCAAGAAAUUGAAAAUCUUAAUCAGAAAAUGAUCAAAAAUCCGGUAAACCUUCACUCCAGCUUGUCGUGCUUGAAUCAGGAAAAUCAAGCUAGUCUUUCCAAUCAGCAACUUCAGGGUCAAUUUAUGAGCCAACGAAGUACAUCAGAGCAGAUGUUGACAUGCCCAGGAAGCAUUCUGGACUCCGUGGCAGCUUCAGGAACUCGAAAGAAGAAGAUACCUUUAAGAAAAAGAUCAAAAUCUAUGACAGCACCAGGAAGCAGUUCAGAAUCAAUGAACCUAGUUCAAAAUUCUCUACUUUCAACAAAUUUUCGUCGAAUGAAUGCUACCAGUGAUCAGGGUCAAUAUCAGUAUCUGCAUCAAGAGGAAAAUAAUUUUCCUAGCAACCAGCAGACUACUCCUGCAAGAAGAAAAAGGAAAUUAUUGUCCUUAGCGGAAGAUGAGGUUGAUCGUCAAGAAGAUAAGGUUGAUACUUGUGAAAAUGAGCAGCCUAUAGAUCUGACGACGAUCAUUGAAGUUUUCAACUGUAUGUGAUAAAUGGUUGAGAAUUGGAUUCGAAUCUUCAAAAAUUUGAUCAAUGCUUGGAUGGAUCCCAACUGCUCAUAUUCAGCUUGUUUCUAACGAUAGUCAUCAUACUACCAAAUUUUACUCUAGACAAAUUUGAUUUAUAUUUUUAGCCAACAAAUUUGUUCAAGAAUAUAAAAUUAAAAAUGUUGUAAGUCUUUAAGAUCUGAAAGAAAAAUGUUCACUUUUAGCUAAUGUGUGCGUGUGUUGUGUUGUAUCUUAAUUACUUUAAUUAAAAAUUACUUUUUUAAUAUUUUAAAUACCAUUCCUCGAAAAUAAUAAUAGACAAAUUGUAAAAGAAAUUAUAUGACAGCUGGGCAUAUUAGUUUAGUUUUGUGCUUAUUUAGCUCUAGUUUUUCAUUUUUUUUCAAUAAAUUUUAUAUGAAUGAAUGUAAUAAAA
Belonocnema kinseyi is the source of this 1377-nucleotide messenger RNA. RefSeq lists its product as uncharacterized. The coding region runs from base 192 to 947 and encodes 251 amino acids. Lineage: Eukaryota; Metazoa; Arthropoda; Insecta; Hymenoptera; Cynipidae. The transcript is spliced from 2 exons. The record is from RefSeq and is a predicted model, not a curated record.